Messenger RNA from Camponotus floridanus (Florida carpenter ant), 2308 nucleotides. RefSeq lists its product as uncharacterized. The coding region runs from base 424 to 1848 and encodes 474 amino acids. The record is from RefSeq and is a predicted model, not a curated record. NCBI's taxonomy places the organism in Eukaryota, Metazoa, Arthropoda, Insecta, Hymenoptera, Formicidae. The transcript is spliced from 11 exons.
CUUCAGAUCUUUAGAUGCAAUAAUUUUUAGUAUCCUUUUCCGUGUCCUCCCCCACCAUACCUAAAGGGUUACCUCGCUCCAGUAUCCCCCCCUCUCCUUUCCCAGUAUGUUAUGUAUCAGAGCUCGGUGAUGGUUUUGGUCCUCGUGUUCCGUCCAUCUUUUAUAACACGAUCCAGUCCGCUCCUGUGCGCUCCUCGGACUGGGAUAUUUCGCGAGCACCGCUUGCGCAAUUCUCUCGACCAAUUAUCCAUAUUUUUAUAAGCAAGCAUAUUGAUUAUGAAGUGCUUUUAUUUUUGUUACACUGUUAUGCGGAAUUAAAAAUACUGUCAACUUAUCGAAAGUAUACCUAUUGUGAUUUAUCGACUGCAUAUAUAAAAUUUUCCAAUCUUUCAAAGUACCUCGGAUACCACAAAAUACUUUUAUAUGCUCAACUUGUCAACUUCAUACACCAAUAUCGUACACAUGCCAAAAAAUAUUAAAUAUUUAUCGAAAAGACAAAAUCAGACUAUUUAUCAAGAUAUAUAUAAUUAUGUAGAUUGUAAUUCAUUGCGUUCCAGUAUGGAGAAAGUGGAAAAAUUAUCGGUACAAUGUGAAAAUGAGGGAAGUACUCCGCAUUCUCAAGAAAACAUGGCGAUAUUCAACGAGAUUUCCAAUUGCAACCAACUAAACUUACAGGAAGACUUACAGAAAUUAAUCAUUGAACAUAAUAUCUCUCGUAUUACUACUAAUGAGCUACUUAAAAUAUUAAGGAAACAUGGUUACAAUGAAUUACCUAAUGAGAUGGAUAUCACAAAAUACUCUUCUUUUCUCGAAUCUGCGAGGAAAAGUGCAGAUGCCAACUAUUACACCACGAACGAAGAUAGAUUAAAUUGUGGGAAGAGGCAACGUAGUUUAAACACUCGAUACAGCAGCGAGGAAGAAGAAAUUGAUCCAUCUCGAUCAGCUAAGAGGAAAGCAGUGAAUGCGAGUACAUUGGCUAAUAAUGAUAAAGACAUAAAUGAGAAUGAUGCAAAGAACGAAAUUGCACCUUCGCAAUCUUAUUGUCAAAAAAGGAAUAAUUAUUCCAAACAACAGCAGGAUAUACAAUUUAUUGAGAUUCCCGACAUUCCUGUAUAUGAAGACCUCGCUUCAUCAUCUGAUGAGAUGCAAGUGGACGCAAACAUAAAAAAGUAUCUGAAGCAAAUAAUACGUACGCAGGAUACUUCUAAUUUAAUAUUGCAUGACCUUAAUCAACGCAUAAGCAGAAUCGAAGAUAUUAUGAGAGGCCACGCUCCUAUUUCAAUAAAGGACAACAGUCGAAUAAAGGAAGAUAUUAUGAGAAACUUCGUUCACGUUUCAAUAAAGAAUGAUAAUCCCAUGAAUCCCAUCACAGAAAUUCUACCUUUACAGACGGUGGAAAGCAUAAGGGACGAUAGUCUCAUCGUAGAAACUCUACCUUUACAGACAGUGGAACAGAUAAGAGAUUUCGACUUGUUAUUGCAAGAAAAUGAUGAGGCGGUUACACAAUUUAAAGCAUUUUUGUUAAAGAUUGGAGGGAGUAAUCCUCGUCGUAACGUUUGUCGCAUCCUUUCCAAAAUAUUUACAAAUAACUGCGCAAUGAAAUGUUCUUGGAAAGGCAUCCGCAAUAAUUUUAAAGUCUCCAACUUAUAUUUUAUUAGAAUUAUGAAAAGAGAAGUCACUCUGCAUUAUUCCUUAACGGAGGCUGAAUUCGACAACAUAGUAGCAGAAUGGCUACGCUUCGCAAAACAAAGAAAACAGAGGGAGGAAAAAGGAAAAGAUCCUGGACAUGAACAUCCCGAGGGAAUUAAUGACGAGGAAAAUAAUUUAUUAAAAGUGUCUACUGCUUAGAAGAAUGGAAAUUCUUAGACAAUUUUUUAUCUAGAAAAUUUUAGGGUGAAGUUGGCAUACGGAAAUUGCGUUCAAAGGAUGGACCAUCGUCGACUAUAAGCAGUAUAGUCAAUUUAUAUCUCCUCUCAAUGCAUGCGUGACUCUGGAGGAAUACGUGAUUUUAAAUCUUGAGUAUCAUUGUCCACGAUACAAAGCUAUGUGCAAUCCUUCUCUCAUGAAAAUUAGGGUAAACUGACACGAUUAUCCUGAACGCGACGUGGGUACAAAUCUGUCGAAAUCGGAGCUUGAGUAUUUAAACGAAAGUUGAUGUCUACUUUUCCAAAACUCACAAAAUUGUGAAAUGUAUGAAAGAUAACAGUUUUACAGAUUUUUAUAUUGAUUUUGGUGGCACAUCUGUGAGGUUUUACCUAUUGCGUGAUGAGAAAUUUUUCUGAAAAUGUUUAACGUUUAAUUUUCUCUC